Molecule: messenger RNA, 657 nt
Organism: Phaeodactylum tricornutum CCAP 1055/1
Lineage: Eukaryota; Bacillariophyta; Bacillariophyceae; Surirellales; Neidiaceae
Exons: 2
Molecular function (GO): helicase activity
Source: RefSeq, a predicted model, not a curated record
AUGAAAUUUGCCACUGUGUGUACUUCUAGUAAAAAAGAGAGCAGUCGUCGUCGAAUUAUGGUUUGCGCUCCAACCAACAAGGCUAUUGCUGACUUGUACAAACUUGCUCGCCGAUUGGAGACUCGCCUCAUCUCCAGUCUUCCCGGUAUGCCAACAUCUGUCGGCAAGCUAGCUUCCAAAAUUUCCAACAGCUUGAAACGUCUAGAGAGUGGAGGUGCAGCGCACGGGAUUGUUGAAAAUAUUGACAAAGUACUACAGCAGCUGAAGGACAUGCCGCAAGAUCACAUCUAUCGAGAACUGCUACUUUCUGCCGACAUCAUCUUUUGUACAUUGGCUAGUGCAGGAGGCUUGCUCUUGCGUAUGACGUCCAGAAUUGAUGACUUGAUUGUCGACGAAGCCGCUGCUGCCACUGAGCCGGAGCUUUGCAUUCCACUUCACCUUCAACCGUCGCGUCUUUUGUGUGUUGGGGACCCCAAGCAAUUACCGGCGACUCUGCUCUCGCGCAAGGCUGUUGACCUGGGAUUGAGCAAGAGUUUGCAGGAGCGUCUCAUGUAUGAUUGUAAACAACAACAUAUAAUGCUGGAUGUGCAGUAUCGAAUGAACCCUCAAAUCUCAAGCUUUCCCUCCAGAUGCUUUUACGAGGACAAAAUUCAGAAC